CCGUCCUCUAGCACCCACCAAGCGGCGGCAGCGGCAGUGUCUAGAAAUAUAUAGCUAGAAAUAUCAAAUCGCCCCGCUCCUGCACCAUGGUUUUCCAAAGUAGGCUCCCUCCUUGGAUUAUUUUGUGCUCCGUCUGGCUGUUCCGCUUUGCACACACGGGGGAGGCACAGGCUGCAAAAGAAGUAAUAUUGCUGGACUCUAAAGCACAACAGACAGAGUUGGAAUGGAUUUCCUCUCCUCCCAACGGGUGGGAAGAAAUUAGUGGACUGGAUGAAAACUACACUCCUAUACGAACAUACCAGGUAUGCCAGGUGAUGGAGUCAAACCAAAACAACUGGCUUCGGACUAACUGGAUUGCAAAAAGCAAUGCACAAAGGAUUUUUGUAGAACUGAAAUUCACUCUGAGGGAUUGUAACAGUCUUCCUGGAGUUCUGGGGACUUGUAAAGAAACUUUUAACUUGUAUUAUUAUGAAACAGACUACGACAUUGGCAGGAAUAUCCGAGAAAACCAAUAUGUAAAAAUAGACACUAUUGCAGCAGAUGAAAGUUUUACCCAGGGUGAUCUUGGGGAGAGAAAAAUGAAACUUAACACAGAGGUGAGAGAAAUUGGACCUUUGUCCAAAAAAGGAUUCUAUCUUGCAUUUCAGGAUGUAGGGGCCUGUAUUGCUUUGGUCUCUGUCAAAGUCUACUACAAGAAGUGCUGGUCCAUCAUUGAGAACUUAGCUAUUUUUCCUGACACAGUGACUGGCUCAGAGUUUUCCUCUUUAGUUGAAGUACGAGGAACUUGUGUCAGCAGUGCAGAGGAGGAGGCGGAGAACUCGCCGAAGAUGCACUGCAGCGCAGAGGGAGAAUGGUUAGUGCCUAUUGGAAAAUGUAUCUGCAAAGCAGGAUACCAGCAAAAAGGAGACACAUGUGAACCUUGUAACCGUGGGUUCUACAAAUCCUCCUCACAAGAUCUGCAGUGCUCCCGCUGCCCUACUCACAGCUUUUCUGACAAGGAAGGAUCUUCAAGAUGCGACUGUGAAGAUAGCUAUUAUAGAGCACCUUCUGAUCCACCAUAUGUCGCAUGCACAAGGCCUCCAUCUGCACCACAGAACCUCAUUUUCAAUAUCAACCAGACUACCGUGAGCUUGGAGUGGAGUCCUCCUGCUGACAACGGGGGAAGAAAUGAUGUGACCUACCGCGUUUUGUGCAAGAGGUGCAGCUGGGAGCAGGGUGAAUGUGUUCCCUGUGGGAGUAACAUAGGAUAUAUGCCCCAGCAAACUGGAUUAGUAGAUAACUAUGUCACUGUCAUAGACCUGCUAGCUCACGCUAACUACACGUUUGAAGUUGAAGCUGUGAAUGGGGUUUCUGACUUGAGUCGUUCCCAGAGGCUUUUUGCAGCUGUCAGUAUUACCACCGGUCAAGCAGCUCCCUCGCAAGUUAGCGGAGUAAUGAAAGAGAGAGUGCUGCAGAGGAGUGUGGAGCUUUCCUGGCAGGAACCAGAACAUCCCAAUGGAGUCAUUACUGAAUAUGAAAUCAAGUAUUAUGAGAAAGAUCAAAGGGAAAGGACCUACUCAACAGUGAAAACCAAGUCCACUUCAGCUUCUAUUAAUAACUUAAAGCCAGGAACAGUGUAUGUUUUCCAGAUCCGUGCUUUUACUGCUGCUGGUUAUGGAAAUUACAGCCCCAGACUGGAUGUUGCUACACUAGAAGAAGCCACAGCCACAGCCGUUUCCAGUGAACAGAAUCCUGUUAUUAUCAUAGCUGUGGUUGCUGUGGCAGGAACCAUCAUUCUGGUCUUCAUGGUGUUUGGAUUCAUCAUUGGGCGAAGGCAUUGUGGCUAUAGCAAAGCUGAUCAAGAAGGGGAUGAAGAACUUUACUUUCAUUUUAAAUUUCCAGGCACCAAAACCUACAUUGACCCUGAAACCUACGAGGACCCAAAUAGAGCUGUCCAUCAAUUCGCCAAGGAGCUAGAUGCCUCUUGUAUUAAAAUUGAGCGUGUGAUUGGUGCAGGAGAGUUUGGUGAAGUGUGCAGUGGACGUCUGAAACUUCCUGGCAAGAGAGAUGUUGCAGUAGCCAUAAAAACUCUGAAGGUUGGCUACACUGAAAAGCAAAGGAGAGAUUUCCUGUGUGAAGCAAGUAUAAUGGGACAAUUCGACCACCCCAACGUUGUUCACUUAGAAGGAGUCGUUACCAGAGGGAAACCAGUCAUGAUUGUAAUAGAAUACAUGGAGAAUGGGGCCUUAGAUGCAUUUCUUAGGAAACAUGAUGGCCAAUUUACAGUCAUUCAACUAGUGGGAAUGUUGAGAGGAAUUGCUGCCGGAAUGAGAUAUUUGGCCGAUAUGGGAUACGUACACAGGGAUCUUGCAGCACGCAAUAUUCUUGUCAACAGCAACCUUGUUUGUAAAGUGUCAGACUUUGGCCUUUCCAGAGUUAUAGAAGAUGAUCCAGAGGCUGUCUACACUACUACUGGUGGAAAAAUUCCAGUGAGGUGGACAGCUCCAGAGGCUAUCCAGUACCGCAAAUUUACGUCAGCCAGUGAUGUGUGGAGUUACGGAAUAGUUAUGUGGGAAGUAAUGUCUUAUGGAGAACGGCCUUACUGGGACAUGUCAAAUCAAGAUGUUAUAAAAGCAAUUGAAGAAGGCUAUCGUUUGCCUGCACCCAUGGAUUGCCCAGCGGGACUGCACCAGCUGAUGCUAGAUUGUUGGCAGAAGGAACGUGGUGAAAGGCCAAAGUUUGAACAGAUAGUUGGUAUUCUGGACAAAAUGAUUAGGAACCCAAACAGCUUGAAAACACCACUGGGAACCUGUAGCAGACCAAUUAGCCCUCUUCUGGACCAGAACACUCCCGAUUUUACCACUUUCUGCUCCGUAGGCGAAUGGUUACAAGCUAUUAAGAUGGAAAGAUAUAAGGAUAAUUUCACAGCAGCAGGCUACAACUCUCUUGAAUCAGUUGCCAGGAUGACUAUUGAGGAUGUGAUGAGUUUAGGGAUCACGUUGGUUGGUCAUCAAAAGAAAAUCAUGAGCAGCAUUCAGACUAUGAGAGCACAAAUGCUACAUUUACACGGCACUGGCAUCCAAGUGUGAUAGACAUUUCUCCCUUAUGAGGGAGGUGACAGACUGAGAGAACAGCACUGGCCUUCAGUAUAUAUGAAGUGCUGCUAGAAGACACUUGAUUUCCUGGGUCCUUCCUGCAGUGAAUAGAAGAGCUACAAGAAGCACCUACAGACUUGAACUCCUAAGUGCCACCAGAAUUUAUGAAAAGGGAAUUAGGAUCCACCAGUGGUGGCAAGGAAAACAGCAGUGACAAUAAACAAAGUACUACCUGAAUAAACAUACAAACACCUUGAGCUCUCUAACCUCCUUUUUAUCUAAUAGACUUUUUAAAUGUACAUAAAAAUUUAAAAAAGAAUAUAUUUGUCAGAUAAAAUCAUGAUACUAUUGUUGAAUUCAACAAAAUAUUUUCCUUAAAUCUGUGAUUUCUGAAUCUUUUUUUAAUCAUUUGUGUUAUUCUUCAUAAAGAUUUUCUUUUAGUAUGAUGUUUAUAUCUUUGGACCUUUUUAGUGCUAAUUCUAUGACACAUUACUACACUGGGUACCUCUGAAGGAUUAUUUGAGUUCCUAGAGAUUUAAGAAGCAUGACCAAGCAAUGUAUAUCUGUCUAAACUUUGGUAUCUUUUUGUGCCAUUUACUUUUGUUAAAUCAGCACCGUAUUGACAUGGCUAGGUAAUUGGCAGGGAGUCAGGAAAAUGCAAGUUGCCAAGAGCUCUGAUAUUUUUUAAAGAAUUUUUUAAGGUUACACAUAUACUAUCUUUUAAAAGAAAAUAAUAGAGAAAAAAAAAAAAAAAAAAAAAAAGAAAAGAAAAGAAAAAAAGAAAAGCAAUAAUGACCCCCUAAGUAGUUCUAGGCACUUUUAGCAAAUUGUUUGCAAGAUUAUUUUAAUGGACUAGAGUUAAAGUGGGAUAAUAUCCUGAGAUGUAGAUCUACAACUGUAAACCUGCUGAGAUACUGCAUUGAAUGGACAAGUGAUUGUAGGAGUGUCUCAGAACAUAGGUGCAGUUCUCCAGUGUUUCCUAAACCAGUGAAUCUGAGCACAUCACAUUUUUUUUCAAUACUCUGCAUUA
Messenger RNA from Chaetura pelagica (chimney swift), 4104 nucleotides. It is a transcript of the gene EPHA7, whose product is annotated as EPH receptor A7. The transcript is spliced from 17 exons. Gene Ontology annotation, cellular component: plasma membrane; neuron projection. Gene Ontology annotation, molecular function: ATP binding; transmembrane-ephrin receptor activity; protein binding. Gene Ontology annotation, biological process: axon guidance; protein phosphorylation; cell surface receptor protein tyrosine kinase signaling pathway. The record is from RefSeq and is a predicted model, not a curated record. NCBI's taxonomy places the organism in Eukaryota, Metazoa, Chordata, Aves, Apodiformes, Apodidae. Bases 87 to 3068 code for a protein of 993 amino acids.